AUGAUCCCCGUCAUGCCCCUCGGCUUCCUCCUCAUCGCCUUCUACCUCAUAUACCACCAUGUUAUAAACCCCUACUUCCUCUCUCCACUAUCUUCAAUACCCAAUGCCCACAUUACAUCUCCUCUCUCCAGCUACUGGAUCGAUCGCAAGCGCAGCACAGGUACGGAAGUCCUCGCCAUCUACGCUCUGCACCAAAAACACGGCCCAAUCGUCCGUCUCGGUCCUAAGGAGCUGAGUGUCAAUUCUAUUCAUGGUCUGAGAAUAAUAUAUACGGGCGCUUUUGAGAAAUACUCCUUCUACAAUGAUGUCUUUGUCAACUUCAACACUGAAAACCUGGUCGGCAUGGUGCACAAUGCCCCACACGCACAUCAGAAGCGCAUGUUGAGCAAGACCUACUCCAAGUCAUUUCUCCAGGAAUCCAGUGAUCUGCGCGCUAUAUCAAAGGUUGUGCUGUGGGAGCGGUUCAUGCCUAUUCUCAAGAAGGCGGGGAAGAGUGGAGAGGUGUUGAAUGUGCUGCCGCUGUUUCAGGCUCUUGGGAUGGACUUUAUCUCCUCAUUCCUGUUCGGAUUGAGACACGGAACGAGAUAUGUGUUGAAUAUCCCUGAGUGGAAGAUAUGGCUGGAGGAGUAUGAGCGGUUCAAGUUUUUGAGUCGGGGGGACCGGUAUAUGGGUUUUAUUGAGGGGUGGUGCUUGGGGUUAUGCGAGCGGACGGAGAAGUCUAAGAAAGAGGAUGUCUUCAAAGAUGAGGAGAAGCUGCCAACCACGAAUCCAGUAGUCUACAGCCAGCUGCGCCAGAGCCUUCUAACUCAGAAAGAACACGAUCCGCGUCCGCUGGACCUAGCAAUUGCGUCCGAACUGCUGGACCACCUGGUUGCAGGCCAUGAAACGUCAGGCAUCACCUUUACGUACAUGAUGUGGGAGCUGUCGCAACAUCCCGAGCUUCAGGUCGAGCUACGAAAGGAAUUGCUCACCUUAUCUCCGUCCCUGCAAUACUCAGCCACAGAGAGAGAAACCCCCUUGCGUCUCCUUCCGUGA
Penicillium concentricum is the source of this 1035-nucleotide messenger RNA. RefSeq lists its product as uncharacterized. The transcript has a single exon. Bases 1 to 1035 code for a protein of 344 amino acids. NCBI's taxonomy places the organism in Eukaryota, Fungi, Ascomycota, Eurotiomycetes, Eurotiales, Aspergillaceae. The record is from RefSeq and is a predicted model, not a curated record. Gene Ontology annotation, molecular function: monooxygenase activity; heme binding; oxidoreductase activity, acting on paired donors, with incorporation or reduction of molecular oxygen.